UUUAUUGAUCAUAUUUACCAUUCACACAUUGUAGAACAUGCCAAUAUUGAUUGAAUAUUUUAUUGAUAAUGAAUAGACGUUUAACUAAAGACUUCUAUCAUUUAAUUAACAAUAUAGAAAAACUUUCUGAUGGACAGGCGAGAAUUUGUGAGUGGGAUUCUUGUGAUAUAUCGAAAUUUGUCAUAGAAGUGAGCCCAUCUGAUGGACCUUAUAAAGGCGGAAAAUUCAAAUUUAAGUUUGACGUAGUUGAAUUAUUCUACCCUAUUCUCAAACCAGAUAUUAAGUGUAUUACACCGAUUUACCAUCCAAAUAUCGACACACUGGAACCAGAUGACAAUGAUCUCAUAUCAAAUGUUUGUGUCAGUAUGUUAGAUGACUGGAAACCAGUGAAUGGACUUGAUGACUGUAUCCAAGCCUUAUUGUACCUAUUCUACCAACCAAACACAACAGACUCACUGAGACUAGCAGAUGGCGAUACAGAGAACCAGUUUUUAGAAAAUGUUCAGAGUUCCCUGAAAGGAGGAACAGUGGAAGGUUGUUAUUUCCACCCAAAUUAUGGAUGGGUAGAGAAUUCUAAACUUUGUGACGAUCUAAACCCAUAUGAAUGUCAGUCUGAACCACCGAAAAAGAAAUUAUGCAAACGAUUAUAAACUAAUUUAGAGGACAAUGCGACCAUUUGAUACAAACCUUACAAAAUAAAUACUUUACAAGUAUAACAGUUUUGACAUUUAUUAAAACAGGAAAACGUACGAGUGAGCCCCCUUCACUGCCUUGCGUUGUCCACCGUGGUAAAGUUUGUCUAACGGAAAUCAUAUCGAAACCUUCAUCACUUUUAUCAAGGUGACGAUCGGUAAACUUCGGCACCAAAACACGAAAAUUAAUUUACAGCCCAAGUUUUCGAUCAACAAUCAACGAAAUACAAUCAAAUACUUUAUGUCGAAUAUUCGUUAUGGAUUCGCAAUAAAAGUACAUGAAGCAUG
This is a messenger RNA of Mytilus californianus (California mussel), 980 nucleotides long. RefSeq names its product NEDD8-conjugating enzyme Ubc12-like. Lineage: Eukaryota; Metazoa; Mollusca; Bivalvia; Mytilida; Mytilidae. Gene Ontology annotation, biological process: protein neddylation. Gene Ontology annotation, molecular function: NEDD8 transferase activity. The record is from RefSeq and is a predicted model, not a curated record. Bases 69 to 650 code for a protein of 193 amino acids. Gene Ontology annotation, cellular component: nucleus. The transcript is spliced from 2 exons.